CUCGAGGUGAGUUGGAAGGAAAACAAGUGUUGAAAUUCUUUUUAAAAGUUGAAAUUGUUUAGAAGGAAUGUUUAAUUUGCCAUUAAUGUACGGUGUUAUGCUUUCCUGGAAUUGCGAAUUAAUACAAACAAAUGAUUCUAUAUUUUCGAGUGUCAGAACUUCAAGUUCUUCUAGGCUUUGCUGGAAGAAAUAAGUCUGGCAAGAAGCAGGAGUUACAAGCAAGAGCUUUAGAUUUAUUAAAAUUAAGAUCAGCUCCAAUUCAAAUGAAAAUAAGAGAAUUACAUAAGAGAAGGUUUCCUGGUGCUUCAAUGGCUGCUUCUACAGACUCUAAUGAUCCUUCACUUAUGUGUUCAAUGAAUCAAGCUGCUUCUCAAUUAAAAACUAAUCCUUACUCUAUGAUAAGAACUGGUUUGCCGCCACCACCAACACUUCAUCCAACAACUGCUAUAGGUUAUCCAACAUCUGGUGGAAAACAGUUACCACCAACUGUACCUACAAAUAGUGGGCAUACAUCUUAUCCAGUUCAUCCUGAUGUUCGAUUAAAGCCACUACCUUUUUAUGAUAUUUUAGCUGAAUUAUUAAAACCUGCUAGUCUUAUGCCCUCGGGAAAUGGUAGAUUUCAAGAAAAUAAUUUCCAGUUUUUUUUCACACCUAAACAAGCAGGUGACAUUGCUAUGUCCAGGGAUUUGAGACCUGGUGCCAAAAAUGAUUAUUCAGUUCAAGUACAAUUAAGGUUUUGCUUAUUAGAAACCAGUUGUGAACAAGAUGAUAAUUUUCCUCCCAGUAUUUGUGUAAAAGUCAACCAGAAAAUGUGUCCAUUACCGAAUCCUAUUCCAACAAACAAACCUGGUGUGGAACCAAAAAGACCAAGCAGGCCAGUUAAUAUUACUGGUUUGUGUAAAUUAUCUCCUACUCAUGGAAAUACUAUUACAGUUUCUUGGGCAUCAGAAUAUGGUAGAGCAUAUGCUGUUGCUGUGUAUUUAGUACAGAGAUUGGGUUCUUCAACAUUAUUGCAAAGAUUAAAAGCAUCAGAAGUAAGAAAUCCAGAUCACACAAAAGCAAUGAUUAAAGAAAAAUUACAACAUGAUCCUGAUUCUGAGAUUGCAACUACUAGUCUAAGAGGAUCUCUGAUUUGUCCUCUUGGAAAAAUGAGAAUGCAAAUUCCUUGUCGAGCAAUUACUUGUACACAUUUGCAAUGUUUUGAUGCAUCAUUAUAUCUUCAAAUGAAUGAGAAAAAACCAACCUGGAUUUGUCCUGUAUGUGAUAAACCUGCUACAUUUAAAAACUUAGUAAUAGAUGGAUUAUUUAUGGAAAUCACAACUAAAGCCCCAUCAGAUUGUACUGAGGUCCAGUUUCAUGAAGAUGGUUCUUGGACACCACUUCUACAUAAAAAGGAAACACAUGUUAUAAACACAUCAGUUGUUCAACAUAGUCCUCCUAGGUUAAUGUCUCCUCAGACUGAAAAGAAAAAAACUAAAGUAGAAGUAAUUGAUCUCACACUUGAAAGUAGUAGUGAAGAUGAAGCAGAACAACUUCCACCUCCACCAAGAAGGCAUCAACCAUUGAUGCAGCAGUUACCAGUAUCUCAUCCACCUACUACAUCCUCAUGUUCUAUGAAUCAAAUUAUAAAUUUGCCAUCACCAUCAAUUCAGCCCUCUUCCACAAGUGUCACACCUCUUAUAUCUUUACCUUCCCCAUCUGCUACAUCAUCCCCUUCUUCUUCUUCUAACUCAUCAACAGCAUCAUCAUCGUCGUCAUCGUCAUCCGGUGCAUCUUUUGUUAGUGUGAUAAAUCCAGCUCUUUCUACAAUCAGUUCGGCUACAUCAUCUCCACAGUCAUCCAUACAACUUACGAAUCCUCUGCUGUCAAUGACUGCACGACCACCAGCUACAACAUCAGCUAUUCCUGCCUCAUCUGGCUUGAAUUUGAAUACUGGUCCAGUAGCAACAUCAACACCAACUCCAUCAAUGCCCAGUAGUUCUUUAUAUUCUAAUAUUCCAGUCAUCAAUUCAGGUGCACCAUCCUAUUACCCACAAGCAACAUCUUCAUUUUCUGAUUAUAUAUCGACUGCACCUCCUCUGUUUAAUUACCCAAAUUUUGAUUUAUUUUCACUUCUCCAAUCUACAGAAACAGAUAGAGAGGUGCCAUACUCUACUGUACCAUCUGCUGUUGGUGGGAGGAAAGCUUCCAGUACGACUCCCGAUGUUAUUUCUCUUGAUUGAUAAGAGGCAAAGAAUGGACAUGCCAGACUAGAUACGGUGUCUCAACAUCAGUUGUAUUGUUGUUAAAACUGACAGAUGUGCAGAUCUUCAUUGCAUAAAAGGUGUCAGCUGUGCUGCAUUCAGGAAAUAAUUUAUCAGUAUGUGAUUGCACAAUGAGUGUCAAAGGAGUUUUUCAAGGGAACAAUUUAUUUCAGAUGUUACUGGCUCUUAGACACAAGAAUAAGUAAAACUUGGAGAUAACUGGUAGUGCUGUCAAUAUACAAAAUACUAUAAAGCCAAGCCCACAAUUUGUACAUUGGAACAAACUGUUUUUAAUCUGCAAUUUAUCAUCAUUUUCUUUCCUCCCCAUCCAUUGUUGUAUUCACAUGUACAUAUUUAACAUUGAUGUAUGUAGGAGGAGACGACGAAUGUCUCACGUAUCACUAAAUAUUAUCAGUACACUCGUUUUCUUAGAGUAAUGUUUCUGUCAUUGAAAAUGUGUAUAAUUUUUUUUUUUUCUUUGAGAUUUUCGGUGACCUUUGUAAAUAUUUUUUUGCAUUAAGAAUUUUCUGACAUCAUAUAUGGGGGAAAACCAUUUAGUUUAAUCAAGAUUUAUCUAAAAAUGAAAAUACUGUAUGUAGAAAAAUUAUGACAAAAAUAUUUAUUCAAUGAUUAUAUUAUAUCUCAAUAUAUUAAAAUAUAAUGUACCAAUGGGAUAUUAAUUUUUUAUAUUUCCUGAUAAAAAUUAAUUUCUCUCUUGCAAAUGAAUUGAUUUGCAAGUUGAUGACAUCUGUUAAUUUGUAAUGUCCAUUUAUUAUUUUAUAUUUAGAUUAUUUGCAUGACUAUUAUUAUUGUAUAAAUAAAUAAUAUUUAAGUGAA
Messenger RNA from Centruroides sculpturatus (bark scorpion), 3080 nucleotides. It is a transcript of the gene Su(var)2-10, whose product is annotated as E3 SUMO-protein ligase PIAS2-like. The transcript has 14 exons. Gene Ontology annotation, molecular function: transcription coregulator activity; zinc ion binding; SUMO ligase activity. Lineage: Eukaryota; Metazoa; Arthropoda; Arachnida; Scorpiones; Buthidae. The coding region runs from base 132 to 2222 and encodes 696 amino acids. The record is from RefSeq and is a predicted model, not a curated record. Gene Ontology annotation, biological process: regulation of transcription by RNA polymerase II; protein sumoylation.